This is a messenger RNA of Ricinus communis (castor bean), 1896 nucleotides long. RefSeq lists its product as uncharacterized. Bases 246 to 1850 code for a protein of 534 amino acids. NCBI's taxonomy places the organism in Eukaryota, Viridiplantae, Streptophyta, Magnoliopsida, Malpighiales, Euphorbiaceae. The record is from RefSeq and is a predicted model, not a curated record. The transcript has 9 exons.
UACAUAUUUAUAUCCCUGAGAGCAAUAAAGUCUACAAAUGGUAGUUGUUGUUUAUAAGCUUCUCAAGUUGUAGUUUUCUCUUGUUAUUAUAAUUUAUCUGGGGACUUGCCUUUCUCUCCCUCUCUCUUUCUUUUUCUAUCUUUCCUUUAGGACAACAAGGAUUUUGCUUUUUAAUUACUGUUGAAGAAGAGGAUGGUCAGUUUGUGAUGGUUUGACAGAGAGAUAAAAGAAACAGAGAGAGAUUAAUGGGGGGUUGUGUUUCAACGCCAGAAGGAUGUGUAGGUGGUAGAUUAAGGUCUUCCAAGAAGAAAACAAGAAAAAAGAAGAAAGGGAUCAGAAGAAGAGUUUCAUCAAGAUUAUCUGAUCAUGGAUCCCUUGAUAGACCUUCUUCUGCUGUUCCUCCUGCUGCUGCUCCACCUGAUCAUCUCUCCUCCUUCUCUAACCCCACUUUUCAAGGAAGUAUAGAGGACGCCUGGUUCGACUCAGUUGCAAUAUUUGAAUCUGAUUGUGAAGAAGAUUAUGAAAGUGUUCCCGAUGAUUUGUUAUCUUUAAAUGGCUCUGAUGGCCUACCACAGUCUGCAUUUAGCAGAGACACAAAUCAUGGAAACCGCACUAGCAAUAUCCAACAUACAUCUUCAAGUGAUCAGAUGAAGAAGGCAGGAGAUCUUUCAGCAGGAAACUCUGCUCGGAACUCUGUCAGCGAGGCUUCCGUUUCAAAAUUUGACGGACCUUCAAAUGAAGCCAAGCAACCUGUGUUUCUUGAUGAAAUUGCAUCCUCUGCAGAUGAAAAUGCUGGUAAGGAGGAAGGACUAUUAGAGAAUUGUGGAAUUCUUCCAGGAAACUGUUUGCCUUGCCUUGCUUCAACUGUUUCACAAGUUGAAAAGAGAAGAUCAUUAAGCUCUAGUCCACCAAGUGCAAGGAAAAAGGCUGCCCUGAAACUCUCAUUCAAAUGGAAAGAAGGGCAUGCAAAUAAUUCUCUUUUUUCAUCAAAGCCAAUUCUGCAGAGACCAAUAGCUGGUUCCCAAGUACCAUUUUGCCCGAUGGAUAAGAAAAUGCUCGAUUGUUGGUCACAUAUAGAGCCAGGUAGUUUCAAAGUUCGGGGACAGAAUUAUUUGAGGGACAAGAAGAAGGAGUUUGCUCCUGCUCAUGCUGCAUAUUAUCCAUUUGGGGUUGAUGUAUUCUUAUCUCCUCGAAAAAUUGAUCAUAUUGCUCGAUUUGUUGAGCUCCCCGUAAUAAAUUCUUCUGGGAAGCUCCCCACUAUUCUUGUUGUAAAUGUUCAGAUUCCAUUAUAUACUGCUGCACUUUUCCAGAGUGAAGUUGAUGGAGAAGGAAUGAAUUUUGUUUUGUAUUUUAAGCUUUCUGAGAGUUACUCAAAAGAGCUCCCAGCCCACUUUCAAGAAAGUAUUAGGCGGAUAAUUGACGAUGAAGUUGAAAAAGUCAAGGGAUUCCCUGUAGAUACAAUUGUACCCUAUCGAGAAAGACUCAAGAUAUUGGGUCGAGUUGUAAACGUAGAUGAUCUUCAUUUAAGUUCUGCAGAGAGAAAGCUUAUGCAAGCUUACAAUGAAAAACCUGUUCUUUCGCGUCCUCAGCAUGAGUUUUAUUUAGGGGAAAACUACUUCGAGAUUGACAUAGACAUGCAUAGGUUCAGUUACAUCUCUAGGAAAGGUUUUGAAGCAUUUCUAGACAGACUCAAAAUUUGUAUCCUGGAUGUUGGCCUCACUAUACAGGGGAACAAAGCUGAAGAGUUGCCAGAGCAGAUAUUGUGUUGUGUAAGGUUAAAUGGAAUUGAUUACAUGAAUUACCAUCAACUAGGGUUAAAUCAAGACCCUUUUGAUGCACUAAGUGCUUAACGAUGUAAUAGCAAAAUAUCUAGUAAAGGCUAAUUUUGCGGAGAAA